Anopheles marshallii is the source of this 366-nucleotide messenger RNA. RefSeq lists its product as uncharacterized. The record is from RefSeq and is a predicted model, not a curated record. The transcript has 2 exons. Bases 1 to 366 code for a protein of 121 amino acids. Lineage: Eukaryota; Metazoa; Arthropoda; Insecta; Diptera; Culicidae.
AUGAAAAACAAAAGAAACAUUAACUGUUCUUGUGCAGCCGAACGCUGUCCGCAUCUGCAGUACCUUAGGACGCUGCUCGAAAACAGCCACAAGGAACAGAUCCCGUACGCCAGCCGACAGACUUCAACAUCCGAAAAUGUAAGCGUCUGGCGGCAGUGGAAACCGUUCGUAAUGCGCACGAUCAAGCUGUCCGGAUGUGUGCUCGAGACGGUGAUGCUGCUAUGGGUGGCCAUCACGCGCUUUUGCCUUCAGAUGUGGCUUCAGCUGCUAGAUGCAAAUCGUUCCGCUGUGGUGUUGUUCCUGUUCUUCACCGUUUCGCUGAUCUGUUCGAUACUGGGUGGCGUGCACAGCGCAGUGUCAAGGUAA